Molecule: messenger RNA, 3263 nt
Organism: Rhineura floridana
Lineage: Eukaryota; Metazoa; Chordata; Lepidosauria; Squamata; Rhineuridae
Gene: TLNRD1
Product: talin rod domain containing 1
Exons: 2
Coding region: 1403-2461 (352 amino acids)
Molecular function (GO): actin binding
Source: RefSeq, a predicted model, not a curated record
GCAGCGGGCGUGGAGCCGCCCGCCGUGGGGAGGGCAGCGUUUAAAAUGAAGGGCGGCGACAGGCCGCACAAAAGAUCGCUAUAGGCUUAGGAGGGAGGUUAGAGCGGAGGCGGAGAAAAAAAAAAAGGCAGCAGUCGCCCGCCCUUUCCCCAGCCAUGCAGGAGCAGCCGGGCCGAGGCAGCUGAUGAGAGCCGCCGGUUCCUAAAAAGAGUUUGGGAAGUGGAAAAGAGAGAGACAGGAGGAGGGUGGGGAUCUUCCUUCCAGCCCCUGAAGUUGGUGAUUCAGCCAGGGAGGGCUGGAGAGAAGAAGAUGAAGAGGGAGGAAAUAGGGUAAGAGAGGAGGCGCAGGGCGGCCGGCUGGGAUUCUGCCCCAUCUGUUGCAAAGGCAGCCCCGCGCAGCCGCCCCCCUUUCUGGCGGGGAGAGCCUGAAGUUCCUCUCUGUUUCCCGGCGGCGAUCGGAUGCGCCCGCGCCCCUGGAGGGCCGUCGGAGGACGCCUCUUUUCUCUUAGCCGGGGAAGCCAGUUGGGCGGCGGCGGCGGCAGCAAAAAAAAAAGGGGGGGGGAGGCAGCGAAAAGAAAAGGAGCAAGCGCGGCGAGUGACCCUGAGGAUCCCUCCCUCCUCCCCAGCUGCUGGAUUGGGUUCCGUGUGUGUGUGUGUCGGGGGUGGGGAGGGGAGAGGAAAUCGUUGCUUCCCGCCCGCCCUCCACGCCUAGCCUUCGUCGAUCGGCCGUGUCCUCUUUUGCACCGGAGGUGAGGUGCGUACAAAACACUUUUGGGCCAGCCGAGCAAAUCAAAGCGACCCUCCUCCUCCUGCGCGCGGCCAGUUUCCCCAGCCAGAGCUCAGCCGGGCCACACCCUCUGCUGUUCUUCCUGAUAGCGACGGGGAGAGGGAGAGAGGGAGAGAUGCCUGCCUGCCUUCUCGGGAGCUUUUAAAGGAGCCUAUGGCGUUGGCUCGCCCCUUUCCGGGCCGCGGGGACAGCUUGGAUUGGAAAGGAGCUAAACGGAACGCUUCUCUCCAAAGGACCAUCCCUGGGGAAAAAGACAAGGUAAUUGACCAUGCCAUUGCGGAAUCCGGGAUUGACUCUUCCUGAGAGCUACUGCUAGCAUCCGCCAAAGGGCUGAGGAGAUCCGAAACUUGUUUCCAAGGCUUGUAUCAUUUCACUGUGAAGGUGGAGUAGCACCAGGUUCCCUUCAGAGUGGGCUGAUCGCCCGCCGACUCUCUCCUCUUCCUCCUGCCCGCAAAGACUUUAUUUUUACUCGUGGAGAUUAAUGGAAUGAUGGUGCGGAAAAGGCAGAGAGAUCUUGCUGGGCUGAGUGGGGACUCCUCAGGAGGUGGCAGGAGUGGGAGUGGUGGCGGUGGCGGCAGCGGGGUCCAAAGAGGCAUGCGAGUGCCCCCCAGGCACUAUGGCUAGCGGCGGCUCUGGCAAGUCCACUAGUGAGGCAUCCACCCCCAGCAGCGGCACGUUGCAAAGGAAGAAGCUCAUCUCCAUUUGUGACCACUGCAAGAUCAAGAUGCAACUCGUGGCGGAUUUGCUCCUGCUGUCCAGUGAGAGCCGGCCGGUCAAUACGGACAGUCUGUCCGUCUUUGGGGAGUCCUUCGAGAAGUGCCGGGACACCAUCAUUGCCAGGACAAAAGGCCUGUCCAUCUUGACCCAUGAUGUCCAAAGCCAGCUCAACAUGGGACGCUUUGCGGAGGUGGGCGGCAUCUUGGUGGAGAUGGGGGACCUGGUGGUCUCCUUGACGGAGUGCUCUGCCCAUGCUGCUUACCUGGCUGCGGUGGAGACCCCAGGGGCUCAGCCAGCAUUACCUGGCCUGGUGGAUCGCUACAAGGUGACCAGGUGUAAGCACGAGGUGGAGCACGGCUGCGGGAUCUUGAAGAUCACCCCUUUGGCUGACAUGAGCCCUCAGCUCCUGCUGGAGGUCUCCCAGAACAUGUCGAAGAAUUUGAAAUUCCUGACGGACAUCUGUGUCCUAGCCAGUGAGAAAUCCAAGGAUAAGUUUGCCAAGGAGCAGUUCAAGCUCAGUGUUAAGUGUAUGAGCACCAGUGCUUCGGCACUCUUGGCCUGUGUCAAGGAAGUCAAGACUUCGCCCAGCGAGCUGACGCGCAAUCGGUGUGUCUUGUUCAGUGGACCCUUGGUGCAGUCUGUCUGUGCAUUGGUGGGCUUUGCCACCGAGCCUCAGUUCUUGGGCAAAGCGGCCACCAUUAACCCAGAGGGCAAAGCCGUGCAGACUGCCAUUUUGGGGGGCGCAAUGAGCGUCGUCUCCGCAUGCGUGCUCCUGACCCAAUGCCUCAGGGAUAUAGCCCAACACUCCGAAAGUAGCUCCAAAACAACUGAAUACAGGGAACGAUUGCGGAACUCUGCUUGCGCCGUCUCGGAUGGUUGCAAUCUGUUAUCUCAGGCACUAAGGGAAAGAUCUUCACCUCGGACUCUACCGCCAGCGAACUCAAUUUCUGUGAAUUAAUCUUUUCAAUUUAGAUAUACCAUGGUCACUGCUAACACAAACAUACUAGGUUCCCUCUCCUGACCCUUUUUUUAUGUAUACCAAAGAAUUUGUGUCGAUGCGCCCAAUUUUUUGACUUUUUUUUAAUUUUAAAAUUUUUAAAAAAUGAGGCAGCAAAAAGCGUCACCUUUUAACCUAUGUAGAAACAAACCAACAGUGAAUGGCUGGUAUUUUGGGGAGAGGGAUUUUUUUUUUUUAAGACCAUCAAAGUUGGUUCAGUUACAUAGGUUUUUAAAACCAGGUCUACAAACAAGCAAUUGGUUACAACAACAGUCUAAGGUUUUAUAGGUUGGGAGGGAGAUGGGAGAAUCUUUUAAAAAAGAGAGAGAGAGCCUUAAUCGCGCUGGAUGCGGUUUUAAAACUUUUUUUUGGUCUUCCAAAAAUUUCCCUUCUAAACUUUACUGUUCAGUUGUGCAGGAAGGAAAAAAAUUGUUACCUCAGUUUUCAUACAGUCUGAAAGAAGCAAAACUUUAAAUGAUGGAUGUAGCUACCUUUUUGUUUUUUGUAUGAUUACUUUUGAAUCAAGUGUUAGGUUAGAAGUGCAUUUGAUGUGUUGAGUGAGAAAGGAACGGAGACUGGAUGUGAUUUUCAAGCUGGGGGGGAAAAAGCUACUGUGAGUGUUUUUAAAACAGGGGUGGGAGAAAUUACACUCGUAAGAAGAAAGUGAUUUGGUUUUUUUAUAUUAUUUUUUCAGUGUCUUUUUUUUAAUCUUGCAUGUACUGGAGUAUUUAUUUCAUCUAUUAAAAUGUUGUUUCUCAGAUGU